AUGCAGAAGUUAGUAGACUUCGGGCAAACAAUUGAAGAUAUGAAGGAUCGCCAUCAGGCAGAGUUGGGCGGAGUUGAAGGCAGAACCAACAAACUUUGCCAGUCUCAGCUUGACAAUAUUUCAUCUAUGUUACAGCGAUUCUCCCUCCUCAGAAUACCACGCGCCCCACUUCCAAGAUCAGUCGUCUGGUUACUUCCACGAUGGAGAACGCUGGGGGUUCUGCGAGAGUGGUUCGAGCGAGUAGACUCCAGCCACACCGGCAACAUCACCGCUCUUCAGCUUCAGCGCUGGCUGUUUGGAAACCUCAAUUUCCCUCUCUCCAUCGUUCAGCAGAUGAUCAGGAUGUACGACUUUGAUAGAAACGGGACCAUGAACUUUUUGAAGGUGAAAUUUCUCGCUCUUAACAAGUUUCUGCUCAAGGUUCAGAAUGUCUUCUCAGCGCUGGAAAGGGGCCGUGGAUUUCUCACUCUUGAUGAUGUCUAUGAGGCGCUGGUCAAACUCGGUUUCUCCCUUGACUCACCUGCCUUUUAUACAGUCUGUGAGAGCUUUGAUAAGAACAAGAUGGGAAUGGUUCGGUUGGACGAGUUCAUAUCAAUUUGUAUUUUUGCACAGUCAGCUCGUAAUUUGUUCAAUUCUUUCGAUACAACUAAGCGGGGAAGAGUGACAUUGGAUUUCAACCAGUUUGUUUACUGCACGGCAAACUGCAGGAUAUAGAAACUGCUGAUUGUCUUUGGCUCAGCAUCUGGCCGUGUUUCAAUACUGCAAACUCUCUUGUACAUUGAUCUUGUGUUGUGUGCCGUUCUUAUUGUAAAAUUAAAUUAUUAAGUGGAAAGUUUAGAUAUUUCUACAUUGUUAUAAAACCCCUGAUUCAUUCUUCGUCUGUUACAUUUGUAAAGUUGCUGAGUUAUGUAAACGCUAUGGAGUUAUGAUACAUGGUUGUAAAGAGGGGGCUUUACACA
Phoenix dactylifera (date palm) is the source of this 959-nucleotide messenger RNA. Lineage: Eukaryota; Viridiplantae; Streptophyta; Magnoliopsida; Arecales; Arecaceae. The record is from RefSeq and is a predicted model, not a curated record.